AGACCUGCCUGCGUGGCUAGGGUGGCUCUCUCGGCUCCGGGCGGCGGGUGCCGUGAGGGUCAACCGAGGCAAGCCGAAGGGCGCGGAACUGAGAGAAGGUGAGUCAGGCACUGUCUCAGCGAUAAACCAAAGCGGGGCCCACGGCAUAGGUCUGAAUUAGGUAAGUGUGGUCCGGACCGCAGGCUGUUCGUCGCCUCCCGGAAUCUUAGCAUCAGCGGGAGGAGGGUGAGGAGGAGCCCGAGCCCGUAUCCUGCAGCGGUUCUCGCCCUCGGCGCCCCGUCGCCCUUGCCACCAUGCAGUGUCUCCAAGAAGCCCCGCGCUCUUCCGACUGGCCUGCCCGCGUGACGCGAGGCGGGCCAAAAUGAUUUCUACGCUCUUGGUGUCGGCCUUUCUCACGGGUCCGGAGGAGCUGAAGGACACGGCGCAUUCUGCAGCCCUGCUGGCACAGCUCAAGUACUUCUGCGAGGCGCGGCUGUUCUGUGAGAGCAUCGAGGUGGUGACGCCGGGCGUUGGGCCGGGCACGGGCCGGCUCUUCUCCUGCAACCGCAACGUGCUGUCCGCUGCGUGCCCCUACUUCAAGAGCAUGUUCACGGGCGGCAGGUACAAGAGCCAGCAAGUGAGCGUGACCAUGCACGGUGUGGAUGCCGAGUCUUUCGAGGUAUCGGUUGACUCUUGCUACACGGGUCACCUGUCCUUGAGCGAGGCCAAUGUGCAGCACCUCUACGCGGCUUCCGAUAUGCUCCAGCUAGAGUAUGUGCGGGAAGCCUGCGCCUCCUUAGCCCACCACCUCAACCUAGCCAACUGCACCUCCAUCCUCAUGUUCGCGGAUGCCUUUGACCAUCAUAAGCUGCGAUCUCGGGCCCAGUCGUUUAUAGCUCACAACUUCAAGCAGCUCAGCCUGAUGGGUGCCAAUCGGGAGAAGACGGCAGAUCUGACCCUGGCCCAGCUGCUGGCUGUCCUGCUCCUGGAUAGUUUAGACAUAUAAAGUGAGAGGACUGUGUGCCGUGUGGCCCAGUGGUUGGAGGCCACUCCCAAGGAGCAGGGUCCUAGCACUGCCGAAGUCUUCCAGUGUGUCCGCUGGAUACACUUCACAGAAAAGGAUCAGGACUACCUGGAAGGACUGCUGACUAAGCCCAUUGUGAGGAAACACUGUCUGGAUGUCAUUGAAGGGGCCCUGCAGCUGCACUGUGGAGACAUGAUGUGUGAGAGUUUGGUACCAAAGCCAAAUAGUAGCAGUGGCUCUAUUGUGUCCUCAGCAGACAAUCCACCCCAGAAGAUGGGUAUAUGUGCCAAGGAGACGGUGAUCUUCUUUGGACACACCAGAGAUCCCUUUCUCUACUAUGACCCAUACUCAGGGGACACUUACACAAUGCAGUCACCUUUGACCAUCCCAACUCAUUCCAAGAGCAUUACCUCCUCUGUGGUCUGUGUCUCUCCAGACCACAACAUCUAUCUAGCUGCCCAGCCCAGGAAAGACCUCUGGGUGUAUAAUCCAGCCCAGAAUAGCUGGCAGCGGCUUGCAGACCACUUGCUGUAUGGGGAGAGCAUGGAUAUGGCAUACCUCAAUAGCUGCAUCUAUAUUUUGGGUGGGCAAAACCCCGUUACUGGAUUUAAAUUGAAUGAAUUGGAAUGUAACAGUGUUCAGAGGAACCAGUGGGCACUGGUGGGUCCUGUACCCUAUUCUUUUCUUUCCUUUGAACCUGUCGUGGUUCAGAACUAUCUUUAUGCUGUCAACAGCAAGCACAUUUUCUGCUAUAAUCCUAGCCACAAUAUGUGGCUGAACUGUGCUUCUCUUAAUUGUAGGGACUUUCAGGAAGCCUGUGCCUUCAAUGAUGAGAUCUGUUGUAUCUGCGAUAUUCCUGUCAUGAAGGUCUACAACCCAGCCAGGGGAGAAUGGAGGCGGAUUGGUAAUAUUCCUUUGAACUCAGAGAACUCCAACUACCAGAUUGUUAAUCAUGGCCAAAAGUUGCUGCUCAUCGCCUACAGCCUUUCACACUGGAAAAAGAAUCGGGUGACUGUGUACGAAUAUGACACCAGGGAAGACUGGUGGAUUAAUAAAGGCACCAAGCUGGGCCUCUUGCGUUUUGACUCUGGCUUUAUUUGCUUCAGUGCUCGGGUUUAUCCUUCCUGCCUCGAACUAGGUCAAAAUUACAUCACUGAUGAAUGUGAGGCACAGAGUGAGUCUAGUGAGUGGGACUUAGGCAGUGAACUGGACUCUGAGUCCGCAAGUUCAAGUUCUUUUUCUGAUAAUUAAGUCUGGGUGUGGAUAGUGCCUCAGUGA
Molecule: messenger RNA, 2281 nt
Organism: Choloepus didactylus (southern two-toed sloth)
Lineage: Eukaryota; Metazoa; Chordata; Mammalia; Pilosa; Megalonychidae
Gene: KBTBD7
Product: kelch repeat and BTB domain containing 7
Molecular function (GO): protein binding
Source: RefSeq, a predicted model, not a curated record